Messenger RNA from Scleropages formosus (Asian bonytongue), 1573 nucleotides. RefSeq names its product translocase of inner mitochondrial membrane 17 homolog B (yeast) (gene timm17b). Gene Ontology annotation, biological process: protein import into mitochondrial matrix. The coding region runs from base 30 to 542 and encodes 170 amino acids. NCBI's taxonomy places the organism in Eukaryota, Metazoa, Chordata, Actinopteri, Osteoglossiformes, Osteoglossidae. The transcript is spliced from 6 exons. Gene Ontology annotation, cellular component: TIM23 mitochondrial import inner membrane translocase complex. Gene Ontology annotation, molecular function: transmembrane protein transporter activity. The record is from RefSeq and is a predicted model, not a curated record.
CGACAUACGCCUGACGUCAGCAAUCAACAAUGGAAGAAUACGUCCGUGAGCCUUGCCCAUGGCGAAUAGUAGAUGACUGUGGGGGUGCAUUUACCAUGGGAGCCAUAGGAGGGGGUGUUUUCCAGGCUGUGAAAGGCUUCCGGAAUGCACCUGUGGGAGUGCGGCAUCGGCUGAGAGGCAGUGCCAAUGCUAUAAGAAUACGAGCUCCACAGAUUGGAGGUAGUUUUGCAGUGUGGGGCGGGCUGUUCUCCACUAUAGAUUGUGGGCUAGUCCGUCUGCGGGGUAAAGAAGACCCGUGGAACUCCAUCACCAGUGGAGCCAUGACUGGGGCAGUAUUGGCAGCACGAAGUGGACCCUUGGCUAUGGUGGGUUCAGCGAUGGUUGGUGGGGUUCUCCUGGCUCUUAUUGAAGGUGUUGGGAUCCUGCUGACCAGAUACACUGCACAGCAGUUCCAGAACCCAAAUCCUUUGGUGGAGGACCCAAGUCAGCUUCCCCCAAAAGAUGCAAACCACAGCCACCGUGGGUUUGGACAGUACCAAUAGAGGUGUGGAACCCAGCAUCAUCUCAGCCAGGAAACAUCGAAAAGGAGGUGAUUAUGAUCCACCUGAGCCUUCAGAGACAUGCUGAUGUAUGAAGAGAACCCCAAAAAUGUCAGAACUGUGUUUUCUGGACCGCUUUUUUGACGUAAAAUUGUAAAGUUGAAUGGGUGUUUUUUUUUCCACCGGCAGAUUGCAAUUCAUUUUUACCUUUGUAUUUCUGAGACUCUGUAUAUAUACAAAUAUAUAUUAGUAUUUUGAAUUUGUUUCUUUAAAAUACACAUUACAAACUGAUCGCUGGUUUUCAGAGAAUACAUUUUUAAUCUUGAAUAUUCAGUGUGGAGUUAACACAAAUUCAGCUGUGAAGCUUCGACGGACCGAGCAUUUGUUUUGCGGGGAUAUUUACGAACUUGACCCACGUUCACGUAACAGAAUCAUGACUUGAAAACCUGUUCACACUCAGGAAGAAAAUCACAAUGGAGGAAAAUACUUUCAGAUCAUAAUGAAGCUGUUGUUCUGGAAACGGACACACUACCAAAUUGAAAGUGGUGUUCCUGUUUUCUGUCACCUUAGAGGAGGAAACAUGAGGGUAAUUUGUGAAUGCAACAGUUAUGUGAAGCAACUUGGGUGAUCAAAGCAGUCAAGCUGCAUCUAGCAAUUUAGCAGUAUUUUCCAGUUUUUUGCUUCUUAAUCUGCUCCUCCAUUGCAGUUCUCAUUUCCAUCCUGCUCUGUAUCUCCUCUAGACCUACCUGUAUUCUCUGCUUUGAGGUCUUGUCCCUCAUAUCACUUCUACUUCUAUAUCUAUAUCUGUCUCAUUCUUUCUCUUUUUGUGACUUCUUCAAAUAGAUAAUAGCAUUUUGCUUUUCAGAACAGUAUCAGCAAAAGCAUUUAAGGGAUAGCAAAUUUGACUUAUUUAUUUUACAGAACACUUUCUGAAAUAAAGUAUUUAAUUUGUUUUAAUGGUGUGACCAGUGCUGUUGUGUUGUGGUGUUACAGUUCAGUUCGUUAUACAGUAGCACACACUACUUAUGUGAUUU